AUGUCCGCUGUAAAACGUUUUGUUGACAGUGUAGUUAUUAUAACUGGAUCUUCUGCAGGUAUUGGAAGGCAAACUGCUUUAGAAUUUGCUAGGGAAGGAGCUUCUGUUGUUAUACAUGGGCAAUGUAGGGAAAGACUUGAAGAAACAGAAAAAUUGUUAAAUAAGGAAGGAAUUGGUCCAAAACGAAUACUUAGCAUUAUUGGGCAAUUAGAGAGAGAAGAAGUGCCUAAACAAAUUUUAGAACAAACACUUGAUAAAUUUGGGAAAAUUGAUGUUUUGGUAAACAACGCCGCAGCUGGUUGUAAACCGGGGAUAACUUUCAAAGCUGGCUCUGACGCAAAUUCUUUAGCUAAUUUAGACUAUUUAUUUGCGGUUAAUUUGAGAAGUGUUGUUCAAUUACUUGAAGGCGCUCUCCCUUAUUUGGAGGCAACUAAAGGAAAUGUUGUUAACAUUUCUACGAGUGGCGCCCUUCGACCUUUACGUUCUGCUGCUUUCUAUUGUGCACUUAAAAGUGCUUUAAAUACUUUAACUGAAAGUUAUGCACAGAUUUGGGGUCCAAAAGGUGUUAGAAUUAAUAAUGUUAGCCCUGGACCUAUUAAAACAUUAAUUUUUGAACGCAACGGAAUUUGCGGGACAAGGAAAGAACAGGCAAGUUUUGAUACAAAAAAUAAUGUCGAGACUAGGCAUAAAAAAUGGGUAGAAUCAGCAACAUUAAUGGGAAGAUAUGGAAAUGUUGAAGAAGUUGCUGCUGUUAUUAAAUUUUUGGCUAGUAAAGAAGCAAGUUUUGUUUGUGGGGCUAAUUGGUUAGUAGAUGCUGGAAUGGCUAUAAAAGCAAUACCUGUUGAUAUUAGUGGAGAAAUUAUUUGGAAAAAUUAG
This is a messenger RNA of Meloidogyne enterolobii, 876 nucleotides long. Lineage: Eukaryota; Metazoa; Nematoda; Chromadorea; Rhabditida; Meloidogynidae. The record is from the annotation of a GenBank genome assembly.